Cryptomeria japonica (Japanese cedar) is the source of this 1822-nucleotide messenger RNA. RefSeq names its product lipase. The transcript has 11 exons. The record is from RefSeq and is a predicted model, not a curated record. NCBI's taxonomy places the organism in Eukaryota, Viridiplantae, Streptophyta, Pinopsida, Cupressales, Cupressaceae. Gene Ontology annotation, biological process: lipid metabolic process. The coding region runs from base 321 to 1418 and encodes 365 amino acids.
AGUCUGUUCUGUCUGUUAACGAGACGACAAAUAACAGGAAAAACUGUGAGAAGAAGGGAAGUGUAAGAAGAGGGGCAAGUGUUGAAGUGACGUGCUCUUUUUUGACAUAAUGAAAUAUGCCACCAAUAUUAGAAUAUACUUUACCCCACAGCCUGAAUAAAAACAACUAAAGAGAUUUAGAAUUCUCUUUCACUAACUUUUCUGUUCUUAUGGAAACAGUUGAGCAUCUUGUGUAAUCAAACCCUGCGCUCUGCGUAUUUUCCUUAAUUGGAUUACAAAUUAAGCAGAAUUUCAAGUUGGAGGGCCUGACCAACAGUUUCAUGGACAUGGAUCUUGGUUGGAGGUCACAAAAGCUGAAAUAUUCAAUAUUUUUGUCCAUUAUAUGCAUGUCUGUGCUAUGUGCAGGAAGAGAAUUGAGGACAAUGAGUCAUGAUCAUAGGCUUGAUCGUCAUGCUUACAAUCGAACGCUUGCCAAAAUACUUGUGGAAUAUGCUUCUGCGGUAUACAUGGAUGAUCUAAGUGCUCUUAUUUCUUGGACUUGUUCCAGAUGCAAUGGUUUGACAGAGGGUUUUGAGAUGAUUGAGCUUAUUGUUGAUGUGCGACAUUGCCUUCAGGCGUUCGUGGGUAUUGCAAAUGAUCUAAAUGCAAUUGUCAUUGCAUUUAGGGGUACCCAAGAAAACAGCUUACAGAAUUGGGUGGAGGAUUUAUUCUGUAAGAAGCUUGAUCUCAACUAUCCCGGUAUGCCUGGUGCAAUGGUGCAUUAUGGAUUUUACUCAGCUUAUCACAAUACAAGUAUGCGCCCACAAAUUGUAGAGGCAGUUCAGAUGGCACAGCAGAAGAGAGAUGGAUUGACAAUUAUGAUUACAGGGCAUUCAAUGGGUGGAGCAAUGGCUGCAUUCUGUGCCCUUGAUUUGACUGUACACUUUGGAAUAGUUGACAUUCAGGUUAUGACCUUUGGGCAACCUCGUAUUGGCAAUUCGGUUUUUGCAACUUAUUACAGCUCUUUGGUGCCAAAAACUAUACGGGUGACUCAUGAACAUGAUAUGGUUCCACAUUUACCCCCAUAUUACACAUAUUUUCCUCAGUGGACAUAUCAUCAUUUUCCACGAGAGGUGUGGCUCUACAGUAUUGGAUUCGGUAGCUUAGCAUAUGAAGCUGAAAAGAUUUGUGAUGCUUCUGGUGAAGAUCCAUCUUGUAGCAGAUCCGUAUCUGGGAACAGCAUCACAGAUCAUUUGGAGUACUAUGGUGUAAGCUUACAAGCAGAGUCAUGGGGAUCAUGUGGAAUUCCCUUGCGAGAGGCCCAAGCGAACAAGGUUGAUGACACGAUAGGUGAUAAGAUUAUUUCAUCAGUUGAGUCAAGGGUACUUGGUGUUUUGGCAGAAAAACAAUUUGAAAAUAGCCAGCACUCUACCCUAUAGUGUUGAAUAGAAUUCAAGAUUCUUUGUUCGUACAGGCUGUAAAUAUGAUAUUGUAUCAAUUAUUUGUUAAUAUUUUCUUGAUUAUAUCUGCUAUUCCACCUGAUACUUCCAAUGUCUUGGACAAAAUUUAUUGAGCCAAAGGUUCAAUUGAUGAUUAUUGAGCCCAUUCAUGUGUCAGUUGUAAUGGUUUUGGACUUGUGUAACGAUUUAAUUUACAGGGACAAGAAAUUUGCCUGCGUCGUCCUCAGAACUGAAGCAUAUUACUAGAUAUGAUUCAUUUCCCCCAAAAUAAGCUUACUGAAGUGGUUUACACGAGAUGUUUAUCACCUUUGGGACGUUGUGUUUUGAGUUAUAGUUUUUUGUGCACUCACAUGAGACAAGUCUGUGAUUGAUGAUUUCUUUUA